GUGUCAUCGCUCACACCUGCCAGCCAAUCAGAAGUCGGCUCCUGGUCUCCUUAUAGGCCUGUGGAGGCAGCAGGGGAGACGUUUGGAGCAAACAGUCAGGACAGGAUGACCAGGAAAUCACGGAACCAGGAUGACGGAAAGAGUAGGAAAAGGAUGUUGAAGCCAGUUGUGGAGAAGAAGAGAAGGGAUCGAAUAAAUCAUAGUCUGGCUGAGCUGAGACGUUUGCUGUUGUUUUCCACCUCUGAUCCCCGACUCCAGAACCCUAAAAUAGAGAAAGCUGAGAUUCUGGACUUGGCUGUGGAGUAUCUGAAGAAGUGGACCGAAAGGAGGGACGUGAGAAACGGUCAGUCAGAGUUUGUGACUUUUCAUGGGAUUUUCUGUUGCUGCUUCACCCCAUACUUUACCCCAGCUGUGUGUGUGUCUUUGCCCCACGCAGACCCUAACAGCCAGGCACCAUGGAGGACCCUCGGGCCCACCGAGCCCAGCGCUCCACCUCUCCUCAGCAUAGAGAGUGCAGGUUUCCAGCAGUGUGUGUCCCAGCUGUCCAGCUACAUGCAGAAGAUUACCCCGGCGCAGAGUGCCCACCUCAUGGAGGGGUUGAAGUGCCGCUCAGAGACCAGCCGUCAGCCCAAACCAGCCGAGGCCCCUGACCCGGCACCUGUGGAGACCAUCUGCCCGUCUGACAGCAGAGGAGACUCCCCCUGGUUUCUCUUCUCCUCCCACUCCCCCUUCCAGCCCCUCUCCUGCUCCACGCCGUGCCACGAGUACCUGUCACCCCCUCCCUCCCCCUGGUUCUCGCCGCCUUUCCCCACAUACGGUGCCUCGCCUCCAUUUCCGAGCUUGACCUGCCCCCUGGCCUUCCCCCCCAGCCUCUCACCUCCGUCCUCCUUCUUUAGUGUCUCGCCCAAACUUCCUCACACCGGCCCUGUUGGCCUCCACAUCCCCCUGCUAACAUCACUGAGCCAUCCCCUGAACCCCCCACAGAGGGAGGAGUCUGCAGCAGACUCUGUCUCGACCAUGUGGAGGCCCUGGAUGAGAUGAGAGAUUAAAGAAACGAGUGUGGAGAUGACUGCCCAGAGCGUACAGUGCAUUUAUACAUAUAUAUUUGUGAUUCAUACUGCCUUUUUUGUACCUUUUUAAUUAACACAAAUUAAAUCAUAUACCUGAAGCAAAUAAAGUCUCUUUUUAUUGUUA
Austrofundulus limnaeus is the source of this 1194-nucleotide messenger RNA. Its product is annotated as transcription factor HES-7. The record is from RefSeq and is a predicted model, not a curated record. NCBI's taxonomy places the organism in Eukaryota, Metazoa, Chordata, Actinopteri, Cyprinodontiformes, Rivulidae. Gene Ontology annotation, molecular function: protein dimerization activity.